AUAAUCUCGAUCUGCUUCAUUUCGAAAUCCCUAGAACACCUGCGCUCUCGAUCCGCAGACACAGCAAGAAAGGAAAGAAAAGGAAGCUCUUAUUCUGCAUCUCUUGCGCUUCUCUCGAUCCGGCAACCGAUUGCUCUCCGAUGGCGCCCCCGACGCCCGCUUCCACUCCUACUCCGGCUCCAAGAAGCGCUCCGUCGACUCCCCACCACCAGCUUCACGUCCAUCACCACCCGCCUAAGACCAUCCCUAAGCACCGCCUCCGCUUCCCGAGCCCUAACAUUAAAUUCCACGGUGCCCCCGCUCCGCCUCCUCCCAUCGCCGACCACCCCGUCGAGGUCAUCGGCCGGAUCCGUGACCCCCCUGCCGACCUCCGCAAGGACAAGGACAGGGACUGGGACAAGUCGUCCUCCACCGCUGUCGAGAUCGCCGACGAUGCCCGCUCCGUCCGCGUGCGCACCGACGUUGGCUACCGCGAAUUCGCCCUCGACGGCGUUUCCAUGUCGGAGAACGAGGACCUGGAAGGCUUCUACCGCCGGUUCGUGUCGUCGAGGGUGGAGGGAGUGCGCCUGGGUGCCAAGUGCACCAUCAUGAUGUACGGGCCUACUGGAUCCGGGAAGAGCCAUACCAUGUUCGGCUGCCCCAAGCAGCCCGGCAUCGUCUACAGAGCUCUCAGGGACAUCUUGGGACAAGGAGAUGAAAAUGACGAUGAAGGCGAGGCGAUCGGGGCCGCUCUCUUUGUCCAGGUUGCGGUCCUAGAGAUUUACAACGAGGAGAUCUACGAUCUUCUUUCGGGAGCUUCCAACGGAGUAGGUGGACCCGGCCUCGGUCUUCUUAAAGGCAAUAAUAAUACGCCCAAGGUUCGGUUGGAGUUUAUGGGUAAGAAGUUCAAAAAUGCUAGUUAUAUAUCAGGAAAUGAAGCUGCAAAAAUAACUCGGGAAGUUGCCAAAGUAGAGAAGCGCCGGAUUGUUAAAAGCACCCUUUGUAAUGAAAGAAGUUCAAGGAGCCAUUGCAUUAUAAUCUUAGAUGUUCCAUCUGUGGGAGGAAAGUUGAUGCUUGUCGACAUGGCUGGUUCUGAAAAUAUAGAAGCAGCUGGUCAAACUGGCCUUGAAGCAAAGAUGCAGACGGCUAAAAUAAACCAAGGGAACAUUGCUUUAAAAAGGGUGGUUGAAUCCAUUGCAAAUGGUGAUUCGCAUGUUCCAUUCAGAGACAGCAAGCUCACAAUGCUAUUGCAGGAUUCUUUUGAGGAUGAUAAAUCAAAGAUUUUGAUGAUUCUGUGUGCAAGCCCUGAUCCCAAGGAAACCCACAAGACUAUUUCGACGCUUGAAUAUGGAGCUAAAGCAAAAUGCAUUGUUCGUGUUAGUCUUACUCAUUUGCCAACUUUCAAGGACAAAGUGGAUUCAGAUGAGUCAUUAAUACUCUUAAGAUCAAGAAUUGUUGCAAUGAAUGAAUUUAUUUUCAAGUUACAAAUGGAGAACAAACUUAAAGAGAAAGAACGCGAUGAAGCUCGGAAGGAACUGUUGCAGAAAGAAGCGGAACUAGCAGAGCUCAGAACAAAAAUCCAGCACAUUGAAGGAAGGAAAUCAGAAAUCAAGGAAGAAGAGAUCAACUUGAAGGUUGACCAAAGAACUAAGACUUUAAAAUCAGAAUUGACUAUGAUGGAAGAAAGAACGCUACAACAGAAGCAGGAGCUUGAUAUGCUAAGGCAGAGACUCGAGGAAGUUGAACUUGAAAGAUGCAAAGUUGUUGAGAAGGCAUUGCAAGACAUAGAUGGUGGAAGACUUGUGAAGCGACUAGAGACUUAUUCUGGAGAACAAGGAAUGGUAAAAUCUAUGGAGUUAGACAUGGGAGAGCUACAUGAUACUAACGUAGUAAAAGAGAUAAAAGAGGACUCCUGCCAACCUGAAAGUUACAAGAAACUGUUCCAACUGGAUCCUAGUCUUGCGUUGAUUGAAGAGGAGGCUAAUGCCAGUAUGAGUAGAUUCCCUGACAAGGUUUGUCUUAGCACUGUAUUUGAGGAAGAUGAAGAAGAAGAACAAGAAGAAAGAGAGAGCAUUGAAGAUGAGGUCGACAAGGAAGUUGUAGAAGAGCACACGGAUCGUGCCGGUGGAACUCAUGGCUUCAAUUCUUUAGUUGACCCUGGAGUCAGGGGAAACAACAAUAAUAAUGCCGACUGCGUCUUUCCUAGUUACUUGUCUUGCGAGGUAGGAUCAGAGAACAACUCUACUGAAAUCACAAAAGAUCCUGCAUCUGCCAGAAAAACGCGCAUCCAAAAUAUUUUCAGACUGUGCGGCAACCACAGAGAGCUAGCCCAACAGGUGAAAACUUCCAGCCCAUUGCAGAGAGGACCUCAGGAUGAGAAUAAGCAGCCUUCUCCAUUAGCACUACGCAAGGUACUUGGAUCAAAUUUGGGCUUGCAAGCAGAGCAGCCGCAAGCUACACCUAAAUAUAUGCUGGUUUCUGACUCAAUACUCAAGGAAAGCCCAGUGUCUGCACUUAUUCUGCCAUUUGCCUCGCUGGAACUCAAAGAAGAGCAGAAAUCAGCAAAUAAGGAGCUCAAACGCAGUGCGUCAUCUGAACGGUACCAGGACAAGAAGGAGAAUGAGAGCCCUAAAGACAUGGAGUCCGACAAAUAUAUAGACAUAUAUGUGAAAUGGGAGGCCUCAAAGGAGUUUUCUGGAGGUCUGAUCAGGAAGCUUAAGGUGUUGAAGAACUCAAGUCUUGCUGACUUGCGCAAACUUAUUGAGAGCAAUCUUGAGGGUGACAACAAGAAGUUUACAUUUCUGUUGCUUGGGGAUCCUUCAGGAGCUCCAGUAUCCAAGGAAAAGGAAGCAUCUUCUCAAGUCAAUAAACUACCUACAUGCAACAACCAAAUGAAUAGCUAUCUCGCAUGUUUGCGACCCGUCAAGAAACCAAUCCAGAAUCCAGAUCACGUUCCAUUUGGUUCGUUAGAAAAUACACUCUCACCCGGGCUUACUUCACAGCUUUCUGAUGUCUUUUCACCUAAAGUCGAUCGGCUAAACACUAGCUACCUUACUAGCUUUUAGGUAUACUUUAAGCUUCUUGUGCAAGAAUUUGCCAAUUAUCCGUACCUUUAGGCAAUUGAGUAUUGUUUAUUCAGAAGCUAUCACAUGACACAAAUGUAAGCGUGGGAAGAGGAAGCUGCUCCGCAUCCUCCAGUACAUCUGCCUUAAUGCUUCUAUUGUGUACAUUGAUAUUGCCUCAGACAAAUGCUUAAUCAUGUGUUUGCCAAUUCAA
Molecule: messenger RNA, 3255 nt
Organism: Zingiber officinale
Lineage: Eukaryota; Viridiplantae; Streptophyta; Magnoliopsida; Zingiberales; Zingiberaceae
Product: kinesin-like protein KIN-10A
Exons: 6
Coding region: 141-3044 (967 amino acids)
Biological process (GO): microtubule-based movement
Cellular component (GO): kinesin complex; microtubule
Molecular function (GO): ATP binding; ATP hydrolysis activity; microtubule motor activity
Source: RefSeq, a predicted model, not a curated record